AUGUACCAACCAACAACAACCUACUUCGAUGAUGAUGCCUCUGCGAAACAAGAAGACCCUAUCGACUCACCUCACCAACUCCACGCACCAUCGAAGCAGCCCAUGCAAGCACGAAGUACCGAAACACCACUAAUCAACGACAAAGAACAAGAACAAGAACAAGAACAUCUACAACAUCUACAACAACACCACCAAUCAUACCACCAACAAUACCACCAACUCCACGCACCAUCGAAGCAGCCUAUGCAAGCACGAAGUACCGAAACACUACUAAUCAACGACAAAGAACAAGAACAAGAACAAGAACAUCUACAACAUCUACAACAACACCACCAAUCAUACCACCAACAAUACCACCAACACCCUCUCUCAUCUCAACCGCCAUCAUUACCACAACCACAACCACCAUCCUUCCCAUCCACCUCAUCCUUCCCAUCCACCUCAUCCACCUCAUCCUUCCCAUCCACCUCAUCCUUCCCAUUCCCCCCAUCCUUCCCAUCCACCUCAACAAUCAGCCCCACCUCCACCUCCCCCUCCCCCAAAGACCCCAUCUCCUCAACAACCCACUUCAUCUCCACCACCUCCCUCUCAAUCAUAACAUCCCUCAACACCCGCUGCUUCGACCUGACAUGCCCCACUCUCCCGUGGAUCCACUUCCUCCCGGAAACUCUGAUCCAACUCUCCACCGACGCCCACGUACUCACUCUGCCCGAGAUUUUCCACUUGUGGGAAAGCAUAUAUGCGCAGAAUCCGGAUUAUCAUUUGUCAGUGGAAGAUUAUGAUACAAUUGUGGAUUGGGAGGCGAAACCUCCUGUUGCAGAGGUGUUUUUGAAUUUGAAUAAACAUGGUUGGCCGGUGGGCGUCGUGAGGCCUGUGGUGUUGAAGGUGCUGUGGAAGUUUGUGGUGGGGAGGGAAAGGUGGAUGGUGUGGGAUGUUCAUGCUGUGGAAGGGCCGGGGGGUAUUCAUGCGAUCUGUUAA
Molecule: messenger RNA, 978 nt
Organism: Sphaerulina musiva SO2202
Lineage: Eukaryota; Fungi; Ascomycota; Dothideomycetes; Mycosphaerellales; Mycosphaerellaceae
Exons: 1
Coding region: 1-978 (325 amino acids)
Source: RefSeq, a predicted model, not a curated record